This is a messenger RNA of Corticium candelabrum, 2613 nucleotides long. RefSeq names its product kinesin-like protein KIF20A. Gene Ontology annotation, biological process: microtubule-based movement. The coding region runs from base 37 to 2535 and encodes 832 amino acids. NCBI's taxonomy places the organism in Eukaryota, Metazoa, Porifera, Homoscleromorpha, Homosclerophorida, Plakinidae. Gene Ontology annotation, molecular function: microtubule motor activity; ATP binding; microtubule binding. The record is from RefSeq and is a predicted model, not a curated record. The transcript has 14 exons. Gene Ontology annotation, cellular component: microtubule; kinesin complex; nucleus.
GCGGGAGAUUUGAGUUUCUUGCGCGUUUUCAUAGCCAUGGACUCUGAAGAUGUGAGGAAACGAUUGGACUUUACAUCAACUGAUUUGGAACAGUCCCUGGAUGUCUACUUGCGAGUCAAACCGCCAGAAACGGCCGUAGACGACAUGUGCGUCAACAUCACUUCAAGCCAAACGGUGGAAGCUAGAGCUCCGUCAUCUAGUCUUGCCUACCGUAACAACACUCGGAAACGACGCCCUGCAACGUACAAGUUUUCGUUCUCACGCGUUUUUCCUCCGUCGUCUUCUCAAACCGAUAUGUUCCGUGCUACAUGUCAACCUGUUAUUGCGGCCUUGAUUAGCGACAUGCAGAGUUCUCUAGUUUUCUCGUUCGGCGUUACUAACAGUGGCAAAACAUUUACUAUCGAGGGAACACAACAAGACGCAGGAGUACUUCCCCGCUCUCUGGACGUCUUGUUCAACUCCGUUGGUCCGAGACUGAUGGUGGACACAAUAUUUCGACCUGAAAAAUAUAACGAUAUUUCAGAGAUGGAUGAACAACAGUCGUUGGUAGAGAGGUCAGUGUUGAAUGAGGUUUGCAGUUAUUCGUCUUUGGCCGUCACUGGUGUGAGCUGUAAGACGCCUUCCGCUGACACCACAUCUGUGAGACUUGGAGAACAUUCAACCUCUAGUAGUGAUGGAGAGUUAAGCGAUUUGGUGAAUACUUUGCAGCAUAGAUCUAGAGAUACAACUUGCUUGGAUUUGUCUGAUGCAGACUCCCAGUUUUCUGUGUUUGUCUCAUAUGUGGAGAUAUACAAUGAGUGCUUGUAUGAUCUACUUGAUGUUAUACCAAAGAAACAGCAGGAAAGACGAGCUCUUCCACUGAGUGAAGACAAGUCAGGAAACAUCUAUGUGAAAUAUUUAAGAAGAAUAAAUGUCAUGUCUGCUGAUGAUGCUCUUCGAGCAGUGGCCUUGGGUAGGAAGAACCGUCACGUUGUUGCUACGUUGUUCAAUGAGCAUUCCAGUAGGAGUCACUGUAUGUUCACCAUCUAUUUGAUUAAAACGACUGCUGGGAAGAAUGCUGUUAGUCAGAUAUCAUUUGUUGACCUGGCUGGAUCUGAACGGACGCCAAAGAUUUCGGUGGCAAAGACAAGAGUGAAAGAGUCAGGAAACAUCAACAAAUCACUGCUAACUUUAAAAAACUGCAUCACAACCAUUCGUUAUAACAACAAUCACAGGUCAAACCAACGUAUUAUUCCUUAUCGGGAGUCAAAGCUUACUCGAUUGCUACAGAACUUUUUUCUUAAUAAAGGAUCAAUAUCUAUGAUUGUCAAUGUCAGUUCUGAUCCUAACAUGUUUGAUGAGACUCUUCAUGUUCUCAGAUUUUCUGCUGUUGCAUCACAAGUUCGAAUUGCUGUUCCUGUGAAUGAAACUGUUGUAUCGGACGAUUCAUCGGAAGAUGAAGAUGAAGAGUUUGACACAUUAUUGGAAGAAAUUGAGAACCUAAGAGAAGAGAAUCUAAUGCUGAAAAGAGAAAUUAGGCAUGAAAAGAGUGCACUUCAGUGGCAGGAACUGAGACUCAGAGAUCAAUUUACUGCAGAGAGCAUAAAGAAAUUGACAGAAAUGGACAUCUGCUACCAAGAAUCUAUUGAUUCUGAAAGAAUCAGAAUGGAAGAAGCAGAACAGCGACGAUUGAGCCUCCAAGGAAGAAUGAUGAUGGAGGCUCAUGAGUCUGAAAUUUUUGUUCUUACAAGCGAGAUCAAUGGCUUGAAACAAAAGUUGUCUACCCAGGCUAAUGUUGUUAAUAGCCAACUGAUGGCUAAGAUGGCUGACAAAGACGAGGAGCUUGAGGAGAUGACUCAUCAAGUUAAUGCUCUAGUAGUAGAGAAUGAUGAAUUAAAUGGACGCUUGCUGACCACUUUGGAUGAACUGAAGGAGAAAAAGAAAGAGCUACUUGAAUUAGAACAAAAGAUGAAAGUAACCAUUUGUGACUUGAACACUCAACUGAACGAUUUGGAGAUGACUUUGGAGCUUGAGAAGAGGAAGGCACAUGAAGCAACUGCUAGCUUGAUAUAUACCAUAGAGCAAAAGGAGGCAGAAACUAAGGAAUUACAGAGUUACAUUCAUAAAAUGAAGGGUGAUCAGCUAGCAGGCAAUAACAGUGUAACAGCGGAUGAACAGGCUCAAAGUCAUUAUGAGUCACAUUCAUUGAUUGUUCAUGAUGUGGAGACAAGUUUGCAUUCUGAGAUUGACGUGACCCCAAAGGCAGCUAAAAAGAAGAAAAGAGGAAGAAAGAGGAAGUCAGAUGAGAACACUGGAAGAAUUGGAACUCUUGGUAAAAUACAAAAAUUGGACCAGUUGGGCAGACAUACAGUAUCAUCCUCAAAAUCUGGAAAUGCAAAGCAAGAUGCAGUAGGUAUACAUUGUGCAGCUGCUAAAAAAGAAAUAUCACGCAAUGUGAGUACAAACAAACAAGGGGCAAAGAGGAAACUAGGAGAUAUGCUGUUUGAUGCUGUUUUCAGUCCUUUAGCAGAAAAAGGUUGGGUGGAAGAACAGUGAAAGAAACAUUUUCUUCAUUCUUUAUUCUAGCAAGAGAAGAAACAGUUUUCAAAUAGAUGUGAAUGAACUACAGUUUAA